AUGAAUAAUUUGUCAUCAUUUAUACUAUUAACACUUUUAAUUUUAUUAUUUUGUUUCAAAUCACUUGAGAUUAGUGACAAAAAUUUAAUUGAUUCUUUAAAUGCAGAGAAUGUUCCAGUACCAGUAGUUUUAAAUGAUGAUGAAGAUAAACAUACUGUAGAAAAAAGACAAAGUAAAAAUAAAAAACGUAAAAGAGCAAGCAGACGAAGAAGACAACUUAUUGUUUCUAUAACUUCUAUAAGUGCGCAAAUAAAUGCAUUAAAUCAACAAUUGAAUAGUCUUCAAGUUCAAGUUUCAAAUUUGGCAACAACAACUACAACUACAGCACCAGGAGGAAGACGUUAA
Messenger RNA from Strongyloides ratti, 345 nucleotides. RefSeq lists its product as hypothetical. The coding region runs from base 1 to 345 and encodes 114 amino acids. The record is from RefSeq and is a predicted model, not a curated record. The transcript has a single exon. NCBI's taxonomy places the organism in Eukaryota, Metazoa, Nematoda, Chromadorea, Rhabditida, Strongyloididae.